This is a messenger RNA of Sycon ciliatum, 3308 nucleotides long. Its product is annotated as alpha-protein kinase 1-like. The transcript has 8 exons. The record is from RefSeq and is a predicted model, not a curated record. Bases 282 to 2612 code for a protein of 776 amino acids. NCBI's taxonomy places the organism in Eukaryota, Metazoa, Porifera, Calcarea, Leucosolenida, Sycettidae.
UGCUGGGUUGAACUACAUGAUUUUGUUGUCUGGACUGGAUGGAUAUGGAGAACAACAGCACUGGUUGUUUUCAAGAUCGGGUGUACUGUAUGUACGUAUUUUCUCUUGCUAGUUUUUUGGCUGGUUGAUGGUUGAUCAUGUCAGUCUUCUGAGUGCCCGUUGGCUAGCUGUAGAUUCUGGGCGACACGAACCGCUAGUACUGCUAGUCGCUAGUGCUUGGCACUGUUGUAUUUGUCACUCGAAGCGCUAGUACUAGUGGGUAGAGUUUUUCUUGAUGCCUGAUGGCUACUCAAAGAGCCAGACCGAGAAAGUUUGCGGACCGCAUCGCACGGGAGCACCAGCGAGCGAAGGAGCAGGCGGCAGAAUUCGAUAAUGUGCUGAACUAUCGACGAGACGAUACAGCACCAAUGGGAACACCUCAGUCGGCAGGGCCGUAUCCGUCGACACACGAUGGCCAUUCGCUCAUGGGCCAUGGACAUCAGGGUGUCGGUUGGAUACCCGGACCGUACACGGGGCAGCCACGCCCAGGAGCUGUUGAUGCAAGUCUGCCGACGUACGACUCAAUCGGCCCCUCACAUCACAUGGGGCUUCAGUCUACAGUGCCCAGUGGCGCUGGCGGACACGGCUGCGUAGCAAACCUGUUCACGCCGCGGUCGGCGUUUGAUCCCCAGUGGGUGAACUCGCGAAAACGUCCUCCUGGAAGCCAGUUAACGCCGCGGUCACCGGAGUUUGUACCGCCGCAAAUACCUCUGAUGCAGGCUAAUGGUGCCGCCAAUCCGCAUUUCUUCAAUCCAGCAGGACUCCAGACUGCAAUGAAUCUGACUUCUCGGGAGACAUCUGAUGCUGCCCAGAUGGACAUGAUAAGGCGACAGACACUAUCGUUGACGGACAUCAACAGCGCGGCUCGGCAGUUACAGGCGCGUCAACAGCUGCAGCAGCAACAGCAACAGGAGCAGCAACAGCAACAACAGCAGCUGCGGCAACAGCACCAAGAGCGGCUGCUGCUGCAGCAGCGGCAGCUGCAGGCUGCACGUCUUCCCGGAGAUUCAGCCUGGCAGGCCAGUGCAAAUGCGGCGGAGCAACACCUGUCGCUGCUCAUGCCCAAGGCGGAAAACAUGCAACUACAAAAUCAUCAUCAGCAGCAGCAACAGCAGCAGCAGCAACAGCAACAGCAGCAGCAAUCUGGAUAUCUCCAGCCGGCUGCAGGGCAUCGCCUACAGCACACGCAGGCAUUGUCCUGCCCGAGUGUACUGGACGAGAACCGGCAGCAACCCAUACCCACUGCCACCAGCGGGGUAGCGACCCCGGGUGGAGCAAUCAGGGAGGAGCCGCUUCACCUGAGCCGUUUGCAGCUCGCCGGUUCCACACCGUCACUGAACGCUGGCGACUGUGAGCAGCAGGUGGCACCCGGAGGUGCCAUGAGGCCGCCGCGACGCUUCAACUCGUCCAGCGCACUCAACUCUGCACGCGGUGCGCCGUACCAGAAGGUAUCGACGACAAGCGUGCCGGACCUCUCGGUGAAUGAACCAGCUGCGGUGGCAGCACACUCAGCCUCGCAGGAACUGGUGAACGCAGCGCUAACUCGUGGAGUUGAUCAGUUCCCCCAUCAACCCGACGUAGACCGGAUAGUAUCGAUAGACACCUCGGACGAACUCCCUGCAGAUCUACAGCGGGCGCAAGCAGACAAGCUGGCUUCGGAGUUUGCCGGCGGACCGAAGAAGCUGGCGAAAGCGGUCAGCCUGGACAGCAGUUCGGUACAGCAUGGCUGUGCACAGCCGGGGCUUCAGAUGGCCGCCAGCACAAGGAAUGCAUCGCUGGGCCUCACUAGCCUACAGUCACAGCAGCUGAUACCUGGAGGGGCCAGUGCUGCAGCUGCCCAGCUCGAAAUGCUGUCUCCGCCUCAGCAUGCACACCUUCUGCACCUGCAGCAGCUGCUGCUGGAGCAGAGGCAACGAAAAGAGCUGGUGCUGCAGCGAACGCAGUUGCUGAGACACUCACAGCAACAGCAGCAGCAGCAGCAUGUAGGCCUGCAACAUCCCAGCAUGACUGCCGGUGCUGUGACGGCCAACACGUCGACUGGCGCGUCGUCUGCUGCACCACAGAAGGUUAGCCUGCCGGGUGUUGCUCAGACGGACGACCUGUAUUCUGAGGCUGGACUUGAAUCCUUCCUCUCGUCAGCCGCCUCGUCCAGUAUGAACAGCGCGCAGCAGAUAUCAUCUCCACCGACACAAGUGUUAACUCACUCGACCACCAGCAGCGCGUCAGCUCCAUCCCUGGCAAUGCCAUCUGUGGCCGUUUCCACUCCGGCCGAAAACAACAUGUCAGACCUGGCGUUUCCCGGUAUGAGCGUUAUCGAUAUGGGCGAUAUGGCUAAAGAGUUCGAAGCCUUGGAGCAGUAUCUCCAGAGCGGUGGGUCCAUGCAUGUCGCCGCUGGGGCUGCAUUCUCGCCCAGCGAGGUUGAUGCCCUGCGGCCAACGACGGCAUCGCAGGCGACCGCAUUGCAGGCUAGUCGGAACCCGGCCUCCAGGGGGAAUUCCCUGCCUGGCUCUUUGCCUUUGGGCGGCAGCCCACCCGUGCAGUCUUCGUCGGCAGCACUGCGCAGGCUGCAGUGAGUGACUGCGGCCAUUGUGCCUGCUGAUGCUGGUCCCGAAAACUUUCUCGGUGGUGCCGGUGCUGGUCCUCCCCCCCCCCCCCCCUAAUUAUUUUCAACGCUCCCCGGCGUUCACGUAUGCACGUGAGUGAGGCGCACUCGCAUGCAGGGUGCCCCCGUUGUACUUAGAUGCGAUAGUCGGUCGGUUUCAUAUCUGCCCCGUUUUGGCGGUCGGUUAAGCGGGAAUCAUUCUGUUAGGUACUUGCUCCCGGGAUCCCGUACCCCCGUUUUCCCGUACCCCCGUUUUCCCGUACCCCCGUUUUCCCGUACCCCCGUUUUCCAAGCUGGCCUGCAUGCACCCUAUACUAGUAUGUAGUACUCACCUUUUGUCUCCUUUUGUUCCGUUGGCCUGGGUAGCUACUUGCGCGCCCAUAUUUGCCAUAGCUACCCAGGCCCUUUAUCUUGCCGUUCUCACUUGAUCUCUCGCUCUUGUCUCUCUCUUCCACCAUGUAGUCGUUUGGUUCGUCUUGGUCUCUGUCUCUUCGUCUCCCCGAUAGAUGCUGUUCCACCUAACCUGUUCCCGUUGUCUCUGGAGAAUAUGCCGUCGUCCUUUGUCGUACUCAACAAUUCAAUGAACCGUUAGACGGCCGACCUGAUAGUGCAACCGUAGAAUUGGGACUCCUGUGCUGGCCACCUGAUUGGUCGUGCCCCAAUCCAA